This is a messenger RNA of Orbicella faveolata, 1785 nucleotides long. RefSeq names its product histamine H2 receptor-like. The record is from RefSeq and is a predicted model, not a curated record. NCBI's taxonomy places the organism in Eukaryota, Metazoa, Cnidaria, Anthozoa, Scleractinia, Merulinidae. Gene Ontology annotation, cellular component: membrane. Gene Ontology annotation, molecular function: neuropeptide Y receptor activity. Gene Ontology annotation, biological process: G protein-coupled receptor signaling pathway.
AAAACAUCAGUCUCCUUAUUAAAUAUAACUAAAGACUUCUUACAGUGGGCGAUUUUCCCGGCUAGAAAGCGGAGAACCUUCAGAGCUCAUCGACGUCACGGCUUUGCUGCCGUAAAUCGUGCCGUACACAAUUUUUGAAAUGUCUGCAAAUGAGUCAGGAAAUGAGCAGCUGCGACUGGAAAAGCUCACUCUUGAGCUUCUUAACCGCGAAGCCUCGCUUGUUGUGAUCGAGACUUUAAUUUGUGUUGUUAUAACAGGAGCCUCAGUAGUCGGCAAUGUUCUUGUAAUGGUUGCUUUAUAUAGAAACGCGAGGCUGCGGAGACCUUCAAAUCUUUACAUAGGCUCGCUUGCUGUUUCCGAUAUCAUUUUGUCAUCUGUUGCGAUGCCGUUUACGUGCAUUUCGGCGAUUACUGGGCGCUGGAUCUUUGGAGAAGCCAUCUGUUGGCUGCAGGCUUCUCUCGCCACGAUGCUGGGGACGACAUCCUUGGCGACCAUGGCGCUUAUCGCGGCGAACCGGCUUUUAAAAGUCGUUUAUCCGAACACGCAUCGCAGACUCAUCUCAGUCAAGACAAUUCUCUUCUCCAUCGUUGUCGCUUGGUGUUUUACGGGGGCUAUACCGCUAUCGUUUUAUAUCACUGGCGUGCGAAACGUUUUUCAUCCCGGCCACGUCGUUUGUUUGUUUGAUUUCAGCUCCGCGAGCUAUGCCCUCAUUGCCUCGAUUGCAGUUUUCGACGCCUUCAUGCCAUACCAAGUCAUAUUUAUCUGCUAUUUCAAAGUAUGGCGUUUCGUUAGGAGCCACCGUUUUCAAAUGAGCACUUCUCAUGAUCAUGUAAACGUGGAAGAAGUGAAACUUAAUCGCUUGCUGGCCGUGAUUGUUAUAAGUUUCACAAUUUGUUUCACACCGUUCUUAGUGGUCAUCUUAAUCGAGAGUUUUCGUCAGCAGUUCUCCCUUCCUCGAAAAGUUUACUUUUUCAGUACAGUCAUGAUUGGAACAGCGAGCUGCGUAAAUCCCGUUAUCUACGGGGUUUUGAAUAGGGAUUUUAGACGAGAAUUUCGUUUAAUAUUUCGCAUUAGGGGCAGAGGGACCAGGAUAGGAACAAUAGAAUAGGCAAAUGCGCGGCAAGCUGAGAGAGGCACAGUCAGUAUACCUUAGGUUUUUAAUUUUUUUUUAGUAUAUCUUAGCUGAGUCAAUACUCCGGCUUUAUAUUAGCUAAGAUAAAAAGUAAACAACACAAUUUCAAAGCUGCCAAAGUGGAGUAAGAUAAUAGCUUAAUAAAAAAAUCCAGUUUUUUGCCCGUUGCAUUGCGUCGCCAAGCCUUCGAACACGAACGUGCCAGGCUUACAGGUGAAUUUUGUGGUACAAGAAUAUGCAGGCAAGGAACUCUCUUGACUAAUUUCACUGCCUCAAAGCUGGCUAAUAAAAACAGAGCAAAUUAAAAAAAGAAUGGUUGAAAACCAGCUGCCUUAAGCUUCGCAGUUAAUAGACAGCUGGAAUUGUCCUCCAUCCGGUAUUCCUUUUGUUUAAGUAGCAGAAUUGUGUAUACUAACCCGGUUUAGUAAUAUCAAAUGAAUAGCUGCAUCGAAUGGUAAGGGCACCAAAAUGAAAAAAUCCUUCUUUUCAAGUCUGUGAUUUAGACAGAGCUUGACAUUUACUGUCAGUUCCGGAUCUUUCUAUCAUGUUUUAUUUGCUAUUAUUUUCCCUGCUUUUAAUCAAACUCAGAUAAAUUAAACAACAUAAAUAAACAUGUCAAGCAGUUUUUCAAAUGUUUCGUUCAAUAACCUAAG